Molecule: messenger RNA, 2279 nt
Organism: Papilio machaon (common yellow swallowtail)
Lineage: Eukaryota; Metazoa; Arthropoda; Insecta; Lepidoptera; Papilionidae
Exons: 5
Coding region: 50-2242 (730 amino acids)
Cellular component (GO): plasma membrane
Molecular function (GO): protein binding
Source: RefSeq, a predicted model, not a curated record
CGUUGAAGUUGCACAAGAUGAAGGCAAAAAAGUGGUCAUCGAAGAUAUUAUGAAUAAAAUUGGAAAAAUACUGACUAUAAUAUCAAAAGCACCAAAUGAGGAGAAACCGAAAAUAUUGUUACAAUUAGAGCAAAAAUUAAAACUAGCAGCGACUCAAUCUUUCGGAGAAGAUGGAAGGAAAUAUGUGGAUAUAAUAAUGGAAGGAAUCAAAACAAAGGCUCUUUCAGCAAUGAAUAGCAAAAAUGAAGGAAGCUUCCGGGAAACAUCAGAAGACUCGAUUGACAGCGAAGAACGUAUUGUAAGAGAGCACUUGGCUCAAAGGGUGACAGAUAAAAUUGAUUCUUUCGCCAAACACUACUUAAACCAACUGCAUACAAUUGAUGAAAAACGUUCCUUUUUAGAAAAUGUUCGAAAAAGAAUGUUAGAAGUCGCUCGGGUAAAAAAGAUAGCUUUAAGAACGGCUGACAAUAUUGAUUAUAACGAAAUCAUUUCAAAUAGCAUAAAUGAAAUUUUGAAACGACAUAUUUAUCAAAAUUCAAGAAGAACAAUGAGUAAUGCAGAGUACAAUGAGACGGUAAAACAAAAUGUUAGUAAAUAUUGGGUAGAAUAUAGUGGCAAAAAUAAAGCAGAUUUAGAUCAGUUGGAUACAGACUGCGUUGUUACUAUUGCGAUGAUUUGUUCCGAAGUAAAUUAUUUAAAUAAAAUUACUUGUCCUGAUAAAGAGAAAACAUUUGAAGUUGAUAAUAUUUGUGAUGGAAUCGUCGACUGCUCGGAUAGAUCUGAUGAAAAUCAUUGUCGAGAACAAGCAAGUAAAAAGUUAGAUUACGCUCUAAACUCUUUGUUUGAAAUGAAUAGAUCUUACGAGCUAAAUUGUGUUUUGGGUAAAUCAAAUGAUUCUAUUAUUCAACAAAAGAUAAUUCGGGAUUGGAUAAAAGGGCAAAUCGAUGUAGUAAAGGACUAUAAAGGUAGUUUUCAAGAGAGUAACGUAACUCAAAGCAGUGAAGGAGUUGUAAAAAAAGUUUCAGAAGCUUUAAACAAAGUGAUGUUAAAUCUGGGUAAAGGUGUUUGUUUGAAACAAGAAAAAUCAACCGCACUAGUUGAUAAUUCUCGUAGAUUCAAUCGUAUCUUAGACGAGGAUCUAGAAGAUGUUUUAAGGGAAAGCGCUCUCUAUCCGAAAUCAUGUACUUGCGAAAAAGACCGUUGCAUUUCUCGCACUUGUGUCAAGUCUUGCCAUGAGGCCUGCAUGCAGAAGUAUGAUUUGAGUCGUUGGAGUUGUCCAGGUGUCAAUGGGUCAACGAGCGUUCAUCUAGAUACAAUAUGUGAUGGUAAACUUGAUUGUUAUGACGAGUCCGAUGAAAAUUCAUGUAGUACAGGUAAAGGAAGAGGCAAAUUCGAGGCGAAUGUUGGAUUUCAACAAAUCAUUAAAUUACUAGAAAUGAAAAUGGCUUCUAGAGAAAAUGCGCACGUGAGGAAUGAUUUACUUCGUUUGUACAACACCAUUUACAAGCUGCAGCAUUUGCUAAUGGAACCAAAAUUCAAGAUUGAUGAACUUAGAAUUUUAAGAAAUAAAUGUUUCGAUUUAUUAAGUCUCGUUUAUGAAAAUUACAUCAAAAAUACAUACAAUGCAAAUCACGUCGAUGAAAUGUACAAGUUUUUGAAAUCGGUCAACGAAGUAAUUGUUAAAAUUUUAAAACAUUCGAAUACAGGGAAUAAUAAAAUAAUUUCUUCGUACGGCUGUAUUUGUAAGAAUAGUAAAUGUAUAAGGACAUACUGUUCUCCGGAAUGCGCUAGAGCUUGUGAAGUUGAAAAGAAAUUGAGUAGAUACAACUGCAGAGGUAACAAAAACCAGUCAAUACCUGUUGAAGCAGUUUGUGAUGGUAAAAAAGAUUGUUCUGAUGGUGAUGAUGAAGAUACGUGUACCGGGGAUAUUUGUCGCCGUCACCAUUUCUACUACCUUCGUAUGAAUAUAAAGGACGUAGGAAAGAAACACGAAGGUACCACGUUAGGGGAAAUGCUAAAGUUUUGGAGAACGAAGGCCACAUCAAUGCUUCUUCUAGCAGAGAAAUUGGGAAGACCAAGCGUGCAGUUCUAUCAAAAAUUAAUCAAAGACAUGUUAAAAGAUUUGGUUCACGUCUAUGCGGCAUUCGACGUUCAUAAAAAGAAGACCACAAGACCUGCAUUCGGAGACUUCUCCAAAGUAUCACAAAUAAUUAUCAAUGCUAAGAAAUAUUGUUCAAAGUGAAUAAAGACCUGCAUUUAUUAGAGCUUUUUUUGUGUUA